Molecule: messenger RNA, 2577 nt
Organism: Poecilia latipinna (sailfin molly)
Lineage: Eukaryota; Metazoa; Chordata; Actinopteri; Cyprinodontiformes; Poeciliidae
Product: neural Wiskott-Aldrich syndrome protein-like
Exons: 9
Biological process (GO): actin filament organization
Molecular function (GO): actin binding
Source: RefSeq, a predicted model, not a curated record
GCAAGAGCAGUUCAUUCUUUAUGUCUGUGUACUCUCCUGUUCUUGCAGGAAGGGAAGAGCAUGUUUGAGCAGGAACUCUACCACAGCUUCUCCAUCAGCUGCCCCAGGCCGUACUUCAUCACCUUCGCAGGAGACAGCUGCCAAGUGGGCCUGAACUUUGCCAGUGAAGAAGAAGCCAAACGUUUCAGGGUGACUGUCAGCGACUUGCUCAACCGGAGGCAGCGGAAGUCGGAGAAAAGAGGCGACCUGAGAAAUGGUCCAGCUCUGCCCAUGGCCACGGUGGACAUCAAGAAUCCAGAGAUCAGCAACAUCAGAGUCCAGAACUCCCACAGCCACCAUCAGCCUUACCACCUCAACAACAUGCUGAGCCACAGUGGCCUGGUCCGCAGGGACAAGAAGAGCAAGAAGAAGAAGCUGACAAAGGCGGACAUCGGCACGCCCAGCAACUUCCAGCACAUCGGCCAUGUGGGCUGGGAUCCAAAUACAGGCUUUGAUCUGAACAACCUGGACCCAGAGCUGAAGAACCUGUUUGACAUGUGUGGGAUCUCCGAGGCUCAGUUGAAGGACAGAGAGACAUCCAAGGUCAUCUACGAUUUCAUCGAGAAGAAAGGGGGGGUGGAGGCUGUCAAGAACGAGCUCAGGAGGCAGGCUCCGCCUCCUCCUCCCUCUCGAAGUGGCGGCCCUCCUCCCCCUCCACCUCCACACAGCACAGCCCCACCCCCCCCAUUCAGAGGGAGCAGAGGAGCCCCCCCUCCACCUCCUCCAUCCAGAGCUCCUGUUUCAGCCCCUCCUCCUCCUCCCCCCUCCAGACCAGGAGCUCUUGGUGUCCCUCCUCCUCCCCCCUCUAGGGGGGGCCAUCAGCCUCCUCCCCCUCCUCACCAUCAUCACCAGCAGCCUCCCCCCCCUCCUCCCCAUCCUGCAUCUUCCAUCGCCCCUCAAGCUCCCCCCCUCCCCUCACCCGUUCUUCCUCAACCAUCCCCUGCCAGCUCUGCACCUGCUCCACCCCCUCCACCCCCUCCACCCCCCCCUCCAGGCCCUCCACCCCCACCAGAGCUGGACAGUGUCGGCAUUAGUCGGGACUCUCCCAGCCCAGGUGGGAAGUCAGUGCUCCUGGAGCAGAUCAGGGGAGGGGCCCAGCUGAAGAAGGUGGAGCAGAACCAGCGGGCUCCGGCCUCCAGCACUGGCCGGGACGCGCUGCUGGACCAGAUCCGACAGGGGAUCCAGCUUAAGACUGUAUCAGAUCUUCCAGAAUCGGGUCCCCCAACUCCGGCUCCAACUGCAGGGAUUGUUGGGGCCCUCAUGGAGGUUAUGCAAAAGAGGAGCAAAGCUAUCCAUUCCUCUGAUGACGAUGAGGAUGAAGAUGAAGAUGAUGACUUUGAGGAUGAUGAAGAGUGGGAUGACUAGUGAAGAUGCCCACCACCCACCUCUCCCAGCCGACCACUAACACUAAAACUCUUCCAGAACCCCACUACACCAUGUAAUGUAAAUGUUGUUUGAGUUUCCAGUAUAUUUAUUUUUGCUUUUGAAAAAUUAUAAUUCCAGUUAAUCUGUGCAAUACCUCAUCAGUGAAGCUGUUCUGUUCAUCACACACCGUAGUGGUAAAAGCUUCUCUCCUCCUCCUGCGUCAGUAGAAAGCACUUAAUGCACCGUUAGCUCAGAGCGCAGCCUCGACCCGCGCUCCAGAAGGAAACGCUGCAGUGAAGACCUGAAGGUGGGCGGAGCUUCCUGGGAAGUCAUUCUGUUUCAGAAACUUUAAAUGGACAAUAUUCCAAGAAAUUUGGCAGGAAAAUGUUUGAGUGUAUUUCUCUGAAAUGCAUAAUUAACACUAUUUUCCCAUCAUAUUUGUCCACUAUUUAUUUCCUGUGUUUUCAUCUCCUAUUGAAGGCAUGACCAUGACCAAACCUUGUGUAUUUCUUUAACUUUCAUUUUUCACAUGAUUUAAAGGUUUUUUGUUUUUAUCUUGUUUUGCACAGUUUCUAAAAUAGUUUGUUGGGUUUUUUGUUUUGUGUAUUUGUAAUAGUAGCAUAAAUACAGUAGGAUACACUGACAUUAAUGUAACAAGACAAUGUUUGAGUUACAGACAUGCAUGUAUAGCUGAUAUAGCAGGACCUUUAUCUAGCUUUCUUUUCUUUUGCAACAUCCCAUUAUCCUGUCAGGAAGUUACACCAUCAUCAUAAGUUUUUAAUUUCAUUUAAAGGGAACAAGUAAAAAUAUUUGUCAUUUCCUCUCUCUUUUUUUUAAAGAAACUAUGAUUUUUAUGCAAUGCAACUGUAAAUGCCCUCCUAUUGCAAAUACUAGACAAAGCAAAUAAUAAUGAACCAAAUGUGGCAUUUUCAAGCAGCUUGUGGCUUUGGCGAUGCCUGUGAUCAUUUGUCUGCAAACAGUGUGAAGAAGUAACUGAUGCUUGUUUCUCUGUCUGUCCUUUAAGUUCUCAUUGUCCUCCAGGGACCUAAUGCUGCAUCAAGAAGCCAAGUUACUGACAUAAAGCCUGUGAAAAAGGUCGGGAGGGGCCGGGACGGGUGGGGUCAGUGAGAAUAAUAAAUUGUAUACCUGAAUAAAUGUUAUUUACAUAGGUGA